This is a messenger RNA of Rana temporaria (common frog), 1491 nucleotides long. It is a transcript of the gene LRRC38, whose product is annotated as leucine rich repeat containing 38. The record is from RefSeq and is a predicted model, not a curated record. The coding region runs from base 56 to 919 and encodes 287 amino acids. The transcript is spliced from 2 exons. Gene Ontology annotation, molecular function: voltage-gated potassium channel activity; potassium channel activator activity; transmembrane transporter binding. Lineage: Eukaryota; Metazoa; Chordata; Amphibia; Anura; Ranidae. Gene Ontology annotation, cellular component: voltage-gated potassium channel complex.
AUCGGAGAGAGGAGAACAAUGCUCUGGUAGUCCUUGGUGCGGGAAACCCUCGGCCAUGCUGCCAUGCCUCCUGUGCUUCUCCUCGCCUCUCUUCUGCCUCUUCCUCCUGGUUCCUCGGAGUCUCCUCUGCCCGUCGGCGUGCCUCUGCUCGGACUACCACACCAUAGACUGCCGGGAUCAGGGACUUCCCAGCCUUCCCAAUCUCUUCCCAUUGGACAUUCGGAAACUUCUGGCCGCCAACAACCACAUCCAGUCCAUCCCGGCGGACCUGUUCUUGUUCUACGCCGAUCUGGUGUACCUGGACCUCCGGAACAACUCGCUGACGGCGCUGGAGGGGGGAACUUUCAGCACCUCCACCCGCCUCGUCUUCCUGGAUCUCAGUUACAACAACCUGACCCAGCUGGAAGCCGGGAUUUUCCGAUCGGCGGAUCGGCUCAUCAAGCUGAGUCUGGGGAACAACAAUCUCUCCGAGGUUCACCAGGAAGCCUUCGAGAACCUCGGCGCUCUGCAGGUUCUGGAACUCAAUGACAAUAAUCUGCAGAGUAUAAGCGUGGCGGUUCUGGAAUCGCUGCCGUCUCUCCGGACCGUCCGCCUGGAGGGGAACCCGUGGCUCUGCGACUGCGACUUUGCCAAUCUCUUCUUCUGGAUCGAUGAGAAUUCCAAUAAACUGCAGAAAGGUGUGGAGGAAAUUCAGUGCAUCUUAGAGGAUCGGAAAGUCUUCCUCCACGAACUCUCCGAUAUCAGCUUCAGUGAAUGCAAAUUCAGCCUGUCAUUGACCGACUUCCUGAUCAUCAUCUUCUCCGGAGUCGCUGUGUCCAUCGCUGCCAUUUUUUCCAGCUUCUUCCUGGCGACAACUGUGCACUGUUUCCAAAGAUGUGCGCCGAGUAAGGAUGAAGAUGAGGACGAGGAUGAGAAGUAGGAACUGCACAUGUAGAGCCUCAUGGAACUAUAAAGAGCAAUGAUUGUGAGCUCAGCCCAAAGCAGCUGAUUGGACCUUUAUCAGAGGUCAGGACAAUGAACGCUGGAUGCUGAUUGGAUGACAAUGGUUACUGCUCUUUGCCCAAAGCUCUCUUAGUAAAGGGUUAACCCAACCAAAAUAGCUUCCUUUCCAUUGGCAAUAAGAGAAACCAAUCUGUAGCUUCAAAUGUAGGGACUGGGAUGGAGAGGUCUCUGUAUAUUGGUUCCCAGCUCCACCAUGGCCAUCAAUGGUCAUCAUGUCAAAGGGAGGAAAAGAUCGGAGAAGAAGGGAUGGUGGAAGAGAUCGGAGAGUGGGGUUGGUGGAAGAGAUUGGAGAGGGGGGGUUGGUGGAAGAGAUCGGAGAGGAGGGUUGGUGGAAGAGAUCGGAGAGGGGAGGUGAUGGAAGAGAUCGGAGGGGGGGGUUGUUGGAAGAGAUCGGAGAGGAAGGGUUGGUGGAAGAUAUCUCUGAGUCCGGCCGUCGUUUCUCUGAGAUCCAGCCGUCGUAUCUCUGAGUCCGCCCGUCGUAUCUCUGAG